Molecule: messenger RNA, 1866 nt
Organism: Malassezia vespertilionis
Lineage: Eukaryota; Fungi; Basidiomycota; Malasseziomycetes; Malasseziales; Malasseziaceae
Exons: 1
Coding region: 1-1866 (621 amino acids)
Biological process (GO): glycerol catabolic process
Cellular component (GO): cytosol
Molecular function (GO): glycerone kinase activity; ATP binding
Source: RefSeq, a predicted model, not a curated record
AUGUCUACGAAACACAUUUACGAAGUCUCGAACGGCCUAGUGGAAAAGGCAGUUUAUGGUGCUGCUGCAUCCAAUCCUUCUUUGCGCGUGUUUUCCCCCCACCGUGUUGUGUACGAUGCGAGCCAUGCGCUCGACAAGGUAGGCAUUAUUGCCGGCGGCGGUGCCGGCCACGAGCCCACUUUUACCGGCUACGUUGGCCGUGGUAUGCUUACCACUGCCGUCUCUGGCGAUGUGUUUGCGUCGCCGUCUGCCGCCGCGAUCAGCUCUGGUGUGGAUCUUACGCCGACCGAAAAGGGAUUGGUCGUGAUUGUAAACAACUACACGGGCGAUCGCCUGCACUUUGGUCUCGCUGCGGAGAAGGCACGCACUGUAUUCAAACAGGAGAAGAAAGGCAAAGAGGUGGAGAUGGUUGUUGUUGGUGACGACGUCUCGGUCGGCCGUGAAAAAGGCGGUCUUGUGGGCCGCCGUGGACUUACUGGCGUUGCGUUCGUCUGCAAGGCCCUUGGUGCUGCUGCCGAGGCUGACUGGGAGACGAAGAAGCUUGGUGAGUUUGGCCGUGUGAUGGUGGACAACAUAGUCACAUGCGGCUCUUCGCUGGACCACUGCCACGUCCCUGGCCGUGAAAAAGGCGAUGAGGAACGCGGUGCGUUGGGCCCCAACGCCAUUGAGAUCGGCAUGGGUAUCCACAACGAGCCUGGUGUUCAGCACAUUGACGACAAGCCUUCGUCUGAGGAUCUCUUAAAGCACAUGCUUAAGCUUCUGCUCGAUCAGAACGACAAGGACCGUGCGUAUGUGAAGUUCGAAAAGAGCGACGACCCCGUACUUGUGAUCAACAACCUCGGUGGGAUGAGCGAGCUCGAGCUGUUUGCCAUUGCCGCGGAUGUGAAACGCCUGCUGCAGUCCGAGUGGGGUCUCAAGCCGGUGCGUGUGUAUGUGGGCACCUAUAUCACAUCCCUCAAUGCCCCCGGCUUCAACAUCACCCUGAUCAACCACAAGCGCAUUCAGAGCGCUACGGGCAGUGAUUUGCUUUCCCUGCUUGCGGCGCCUGCGGAUGCUGCUGGCUGGGUCGGCGUGCAGAAUGGCUGGAGCGACAAGGCGUCGCAGUCCUCGCUCGACGACGACUUGCAGGAGAGCAAGGAGCGCUUGGAAGCCAAGCACAAGUCUGGCUUUAGCGUCAGCGGCUCGGCGACGUCUGGCGCGCGCGCCGAGAAUGGCCCGACUUGCGACGCUGCACAGAUGGGCAAGGCACUCCAAAGCGCAUGCGAAGCUGUGAUUGAAAUGGAGCCGACGCUGACCAAGUACGACACGAUUGUGGGCGACGGUGAUGCUGGCGAGACGCUGCGUGGCUGUGGCGAGGCUGUGCUUGCGGCGCUCAAGGAGAACAAAAUUCCUUUACAGCGCCCCACUGCAGCGCUCUUGGGCCUUGACGAUGUGCUAGAGUCCAACAUGGGCGGCACGUCUGGUGCGCUCUAUGCGCUUUUUUUCACCGGCCUUGUCCAGGGGCUGCUGAGCAGCACAAAAGACAGCUCGGAGGCGGCGAGUGUAAAGCACUGGGGCGUCGCUGCCAUGUCGGCGCUGGAGAAUUUGGGCAACUACACGCCUGCCCGCCCCGGCGAUCGCACCUUGGUCGAUGCACUCGAUCCAUUUUGCCGUACGCUUGAUGAAGAAGGCAAGAAGGGCACUGCCGCCGUGCCUGCUGUUCAAGCGGCUGUCAAGGCCGCCAAGGACGGUGCGGAGCGUACGCGCGAUAUGACUGCGCGCCUCGGCCGUGCUACGUAUGUCGGCGAGACGAAGGAAAAAGUGCCGGAUCCCGGAGCAUGGGGUGUGUGGGCUCUUGUGGAAGGUCUUCUCAAAAGCCUCGAGUAG